AUGGCUCCUACCGACUACGUCUACGGCGUUACGCUGAACGGGCUCUCCAAGAACGUCAACACUGACGACCUCAAAAAGUUCUUUGCCUAUGCUACGAACAACUUGAUCCUCGGUCCUUUCAAGCUCUCGGCAAGCGGCACCAUCUCCCUAGACGUCGGUGUACUCAGUAAAUCGGAGCUAGACAAGAUCCUGGAAGCAAAGGCUGGUCUCGAAGCGUCGAACGUCUCAAUGUCGCAACCCACCAUCAGCCAUCGACCCAUCCCUCUUCUCUCACCUAGCAACUCGCUCACCGGAACCCAUUCGAGCUCCCUCCUCUCCGGCUACACCCUCCCAGACUCCCCGCCCUCCGCGAUCGAUAUCUCUCCAACCAAACCUAGUCGACUCUUUCAACCACCUCCAGCCUCUCACGACGAUCUUCCCAAGAAUGUUUACGUCCUGAACUUGCCUCUGGAUAUGAGUCAGGGCGAAUUCGAAGCGGUCUUUUCGCAAUUCGGAAAGAUCGAACACGCGUGUCUCCUAUCGAUGCUGGAUUCGCUGGGCAGGAGGAGGGGAUUCCUGUUGAUGGCGAGCUAUGAGGAAGCAUGCAAUCUCGUGAACAAAACUCAAGGAAGGACGCUCAAGAAUUGUCGACUUGAAGUAUCGUGGGCUCAGGUCCAGAAGGGAUCUCACUCCGAGCAACAAGGAGCCCCUCGACAAGCCUUCUCGCGCUUCCAACCGCCUCCCGCCGAUUCUCACCGGGAUCAAUGGCAAUACAACGCCGCGUUUCGUACCCCUCCCGCCCAACUCAAGCCGUUCCAACCGGUUCAACACAGGGCCCCUAUCAUCACGGCUGAUAGGGGUGGUUCUUCCGAAAGUCCUCCACCGAACAUGACGUCCACUACUGUCAUUGCGGAAGGUCUCUGCGCCAAAGCGUUCCCUACCAUCGACCAUGUCAUUCGAGGCUUCUUACCUCGAGGGGACGUGACCGGAGCGACCUUCCUACCCGACAAUUCCGGCCUCCCUCCCCACGAGAACGCCUUGACCAGGUCCGCGUCGGUCACUUUCAAGACGAUCCGCGAGGCGGCCAACGCGGUCUCUUGGAUGCACGGCAGGUUCUACGGCGGCAAACAAAUCAAGGUCAGGUGGGAAGGAGAAGGGUUUCCCAGAAAGGUCAGGCGGACCAACGCACCUGUCCGGCUCGAUUUUGGUUCGGCGCUCGGGAUGGGUCCGGGAAUCUCGUCAGCUCCUUACUCAAGCGGCCAGGCGUCUUUUGCUCUCCCUACCCCUCCGAUCACGCCCUACGAGAAUCGCAUGUCCUAUUUCGGAAACAAUGACCCGCCCCAAACUCAACGAGGUCCGGUGCAAGGCUUUGACCAACAGGCGCAGGGACCCUUCCAGCUCCAACAAUCUCACUUGCAAAAGCCAACCCAGUCACAACAGCCAUUCCAGGCUCAACCACUUCAUGAACAGGCGAUCGGGCUCUCGCAAGCGCACCAGCAGAGUCUGGCGGACCAAUUCCUUCCGUUCAUGCAACAACGUUACAACACUAAGCUCGCCCCUCAGACCCCCUCGGAUCCGUCGGCUUCAUACAACAACAGUCGGCCGCACUCGUCUUUGCAGGUGCAAAAUCACGUGCUCGCCUCUAGCACUUCGUCUCUCGGCAACUCGCAACUGAGCACGCCGCAACGCUCCGAUAUCGAUAGGAACCCUUCGCCCGCGUCGAACCGUUCGUUCGAAGGUGUCUUCCCGACCGCGCUCACUCCCAUGUCGUGGUCUGGUAUCUCGGAAAACAAGACCGCUCCGCCUUCUCCAGGUCCUUUUACCCCCUUCUCGCCGAUUCAGGACAACGAGGGGUUCGAGGGCACCCAGAUCCAGGAGGAGAACGAUGUCUUGGGGAUCCUCGCCGGACUCACCUGUGACGACGACGAUCGUGAAGAUGAAGGGGAAGAGGAAAAGAUGGUAUGGGCAGGAUCAGAGGUCGCCAAGGAUUAUGGCCCGAUCGGGCAGGAAAGGAGGAAUUCCGCCGUCGAAGCGUAA
This is a messenger RNA of Filobasidium floriforme, 2016 nucleotides long. RefSeq lists its product as uncharacterized. NCBI's taxonomy places the organism in Eukaryota, Fungi, Basidiomycota, Tremellomycetes, Filobasidiales, Filobasidiaceae. Gene Ontology annotation, molecular function: mRNA binding. The record is from RefSeq and is a predicted model, not a curated record. The coding region runs from base 1 to 2016 and encodes 671 amino acids. The transcript has 9 exons. Gene Ontology annotation, cellular component: cytoplasm; nucleus.